Molecule: messenger RNA, 2223 nt
Organism: Egretta garzetta (little egret)
Lineage: Eukaryota; Metazoa; Chordata; Aves; Pelecaniformes; Ardeidae
Gene: DEDD
Product: death effector domain containing
Exons: 5
Coding region: 852-1829 (325 amino acids)
Biological process (GO): extrinsic apoptotic signaling pathway via death domain receptors; apoptotic process
Cellular component (GO): nucleolus
Molecular function (GO): DNA binding
Source: RefSeq, a predicted model, not a curated record
UGUCCUGGGGGCCUGAAGCCGAACUCCCGGCGAGUUUGGGGGGGUUUGGUGUUAAAUACAGGCGUAGGGCAGCGCGGCUGUCGAGGCCCCCGGCCCGGCGUUAGGAGCAGGCUCUCUCCCGGGAGAUAAGCUCGUCCUAAGGAGCUGGUGGGGAGGAGGCGAGGGCUCCCCGUGUGAGCGGACGCGAAGGAGAAGGUAUGGGCUGAAUCCUAAAGGAAUAACCCGGUUCAGGUGACCCUCGCCUGGCUUUUUUGUUAAGGUUUAUCGCCUAACCCGAUCCAGUUUCUGGAGGAGUUGCUAUACUGAGAAAGCGAAUCGAGGCGUAAGGUGCUCUGAGCACCCUUCCCCUCGCCUGGGUCUGCGAGGGCGGCAUUAAGUCCUGCUGGUAAGAAGGGAACAGGGGAGGUAGUUCUUCAGGAAUGGUGACUUUAAAAAAAGAAAUGGCCUAGAGAGCGCAGGGUGAGUUCCAGACUUUCCUUUUCCUCCUCCCCAUGCCAAUAAAUUAUUAAGUAGGAAAAAAAAAAAAAAGAAGGUUUUGGGGGGGGAAAAAAAAAUUGGGUGGCUUCUGGCAAGUCGACCAGCUUUAACACUGACCGCCGAUCCCCGACUCUGGAAGUUUGGCUUCCCCACUGCAAGAGCCGUACGAGGAACUCUCUGUGGGAGCUUCCCUGAUUCUGUUGGGUGGUUUAUUUAACAAGUCAAGGAGAAGAGGGGAUAGAAGACUUCUUAAAAACAUUCUCGCUUGGCUGCUGUUCGAAUCGUGGAUCUCAGCAGGACCGGAAGAGCUCCUCGCUAAGGGUUGCCGCGCGGAGAGGAGCCCCCGGCUCGGCACGUGCCGGCAGCGGUGCAAGAUGGCCGCCUUCAAACGGAGCCGAGCGCAAACCUGGCCGGAGGAACAGGGCGACCGGGAGCACGGGCUCUACAGCUUGCACCGCAUGUUCGACAUCGUGGGCACCCACCUGACCCACCGGGACGUGCGGGUGCUCUCCUUCCUCUUCGUGGACGUGAUCGAUGAUUACGAGAGGGGGAUGAUCCGCAGCGGCCGGGACUUCUUGCUGGGCCGAGGCAAGUUUGGGAAGGCAAGUGAUGUCCUCCCUGAGCUGGUGCUGCUGGUCCUGCGGCACACGCCCCUGACAGCCCUGUGUCCCCUCUCUCUUCCAGUGUGUCCGGACCUGGUGGACAAGUACCUGGAGGAGACGUCCAUUCGCUACGUGACGCCCCGAGCUCAUGGCGAGGCGGAGCACAGGCUUGGCCACCCCCACAAAUCAGGUGGGUGCCAGUGCCCGCUGCCAGACCUUGGGGUUCGGUCUGUGGGGAUCCAGUCUGUGGGGAUCCAGUCUGUGGGAAUUCGUUGGGACUGUCCUGCUUUGGCCUUGUCUGCUCCCACUGGCAGCGCGGGGACUCACCUCUGCCCCGCGCCGGAGCACUCACCACCCUCCCCGCUUCCCUCAGACAUCCGCCUGCGAGUCCGAGCCGAGUACUGCCAGCACGAGACGGCGCUUCAAGGCAACGUCUUCUCCAACAAGCAGGACCCCUUGGAGCGUCAGUUCGAGCGCUUCAACCAGGCCAACACCAUCCUGAAGUCCCGGGACCUGGGCUCCAUCAUCUGUGACAUAAAAUUCUCAGAGCUCACCUACCUCGACGCGUUCUGGCGCGAUUACAUCAACGGCUCUUUGCUGGAAGCCCUCAAGGGCGUCUUCAUCACGGACUCGCUCAAACAAGCCGUGGGCCACGAAGCCAUCAAACUGCUGGUCAAUGUGGACGAAGAGGAUUACGAGGUCGGGCGCCAGAAACUCCUGAGGAACUUGAUGCUGCAGACGGCUCCCUGACGCCCCGCGGCUGCUCGGUGGGACCCGCGCUUUUUGGUUCUGUUCUUUUUUUUUCUUUUUUUUUUUUUCUAAAAGAAAAGGAAAAGAUGAUUGAGACCCCCGCCCGGUACCGUGCAACUCUGGGUUUGGAGCUGCGGGGAGCGCCGGAGGCUUACGUGUUUCCUCCCCCCUUCCCUGUCCUGUCACCUCCUCUCUUGCUUUGUUUUUCCUUUUUUUCUCUUUUAUUUUGUAUCCAUUAAAAACAAACAAACACAAAAAAGGCAAAAAUCCUGCCUGGGGCGUGUCAGUGAUGGGGCUGGGCGAGCCGGGGGCAGGGGGGGCUCGGCGUUGGCUCGUACCGGGGGGGGCUUGGCCCCCACGGGGCCUGCACCGGGGUUGGGGGGGGCCUUGUCCC